UACAGCUGUAUCAGUUACCGAGUUUCAGCUGAAGUCUGUGCUGUCAGGGUGUUAGGUGUCUGCAUUGAUAAAAAUUCAAUUAUCUGUAUCCUGUUCAACUCUACAUAAUCUUCGGAAAAUAGAGAUUGUGCAAGAUGUAUGAUGUCAAUAACACAACUCACGACGGUUUAGGCAGAAUUGACACAGAUGGAAUUAAUGUCACCAUUCUUGUUGUGAUUUAUAUUUUAAUCGGAUUAUGCGGCCUUUUUGGAAAUGCUUUAGUUAUUUAUGUUAUACUGAAAUCACCGAAGAUGAGAACUGUAACUAAUAUGUACCUUUUGAAUUUGGCUUUGUCAGAUUUGAUAUUUUUAUCUCAUAUUGCCAUGGUAACGACGACAACUAUAACCGAGUACUGGGUGUUUGGUGAAAUCAUGUGUAGGAUUUUCUUUACAACGCAAGCUAUAACCACUUUUUCCAGCGUUCUUACCUUAACCACUUUAAGUGUGGACCGUUAUAUUGCAGUAUGUAAACCUGAUGUUGCUUAUAAAUACAGACAACCACUUAAAUCAGUUUUUGUGAUUAUUUCUAUUUGGAUCUUUUCACUUCUACUCUCAAUGCCUAUAAUUUUGUAUUCGAAAAGAAUGCCCCAUCCUCACAUGAAAGGAAAAGAUUCCUGUAUGUUGGAUUGGCAGGACGUGAGAGAAGUUCCAAUAUAUAUCAUUUAUAUCUUUGUUCUCGGGUUUGCGAUUCCACUAUGUUUUAUAUCCACAUUUUAUACCUGUGUAAUUAUUCAUAUGAAAAGCGCCGGACCAGCAAAAAGACAGAGAUCAAAGGAACAGCUCAGAUAUCAUAGAAAAAUCACAUACCUUGUUUUGGCCAUCAUCUUGUCGUAUAUCAUUUGCUGGUUACCUUAUUGGAUUUUCCAGAUAGUUUUUGUCGUGUUCUUUAUGUCAAAAACUGUUGCAAACACAGUAGUGAUUUUACACAUAUGUACAGUCUUAAUGUACUCUAACAGUAUGGUCAAUCCUUUUUUGUAUGCAUUUAUCAACAAAGACUUUCGACAUAGAUUUAGAGAGGUGUUUCAGUCACAGUGCCUUGUGAAGAAAUGUAGCGGAACUACCUCUACGAAGGACAAUGGCAAUUCAAUGGAACUUGAUUCGUUGCAAAGACAUGCUUGUAAUGAUAUUGAGGAAAAACAGAAUUAGCAAAAUAAAUAACACUGACAAAAAUAGAGGCAAAUUAAAAAAAAAUGUAUUAUGAAAAAUGUCA
Messenger RNA from Saccostrea cuccullata (small rock oyster), 1248 nucleotides. RefSeq names its product somatostatin receptor type 2-like. Gene Ontology annotation, molecular function: peptide binding; neuropeptide Y receptor activity. The record is from RefSeq and is a predicted model, not a curated record. The transcript is spliced from 2 exons. Gene Ontology annotation, cellular component: neuron projection; plasma membrane. The coding region runs from base 135 to 1184 and encodes 349 amino acids. Gene Ontology annotation, biological process: G protein-coupled receptor signaling pathway. Lineage: Eukaryota; Metazoa; Mollusca; Bivalvia; Ostreida; Ostreidae.